AUGGACCCGGGGCCCUCGUCUGCCAGCGCUGACCCGUCCCCGCCAGAGGAGGAGGAAGAGGAGGAGGAGGAGCGCGACAGCAGCACCGGGAGCACGUGGGUGGUCGUGCCGGGGAGCGAGGUGCUGGGUGCCGACGCGCCCAAGGUCGUCGGCUGGGAGGAGCUUCAGCAGGAGCUCGCGCGCCUCUGGAGCCUGUCCGCCGCGCUCGCCGCCGCCAGGGACCGCAAGGCCGGCCUCGCCGCGCGCCUCGAGUCCGCGCUCGAGGCAAGAAAAGCAGUUCUUCAGCAGGAUAAUGAGUUGGCUGAGAUGAGGCAGAGAUUGCAAUCACAUGCUGAUUUUAUGGGGGAAUUGAGGAUGCAAACGAAGGAAGUGUCUGCGAAUGUUGAGGAUCGAAGGGAGCAACUUUGUGUCAAGAUCAGAACACUGACAGUAGCAGACAAAACUGUUGGUGCAGCACAAAGUAAAUUACAGGAACCUUGUAAAUUGCUGUCUGGGGAACGUGGCCAUGGUCGUCUUAAAGGUCUGGAACGAAUGUUACGGAUGAGACAACAAUACAUGAUAGGACAAGUUGCUCAGAUAUAUCCCGUGAGGCCCUUGAAUGAGCAAUCUCCAAUUGUAAAGCCUGGAUUAAACUCUAGUAUCACUAGAACAGGAGUUGGUGAAGCAGUGUCGCCCAAUGGUUCCCAAAACGGACAGACACCUUUGGCCAUUUUGGGUCUACAGUUAUCAAAGCUUUCUAUAAAAAAGACCAGCUACUUCAGUGACAAGACAGAGAUUCAAAAGUCUGCUACUCUUCUUGGAUAUGUUGCACAUGUAUGUAUUUAA
Messenger RNA from Triticum turgidum subsp. durum (durum wheat), 825 nucleotides. The record is from the annotation of a GenBank genome assembly. Lineage: Eukaryota; Viridiplantae; Streptophyta; Magnoliopsida; Poales; Poaceae.